AGAAUGCACUGCAGCUGUCAGUUUCAGCAGCCGAGCAUUGUAUAGGUGCUGUAACUGGCGAGGAGUAAGCUGACAAACGGGCUGGCUUUCUUGCUUCCAGUGCUUCAAACAUGGACCAGGACAACAACUCAGAGGAUGAGUCAGUCGGCCCAUCAGAGGAUCCCUCAGAAGAGGAACUGCCUUGUCUACCUCCAGGGCUCUCGGAUGGUGAAGCAAUGGAGCUGCUUUGGCAGUUGCGAGCCCAGCGCCGCCAGUCGUCCCCUGAGCUGCCAGACACAGUGACCCGUCUCACUGCCCCUGAUGGCAGCCUCCUGUACCUGGUGGGCACUGCCCACUUCAGUGACAGCAGCAAAAAGGAUGUGGCCACGACCAUCCGCGCUGUGCAGCCAGACGUGGUGGUGGUGGAGCUGUGCCAGUACAGAGUGUCUAUGUUGAAGAUGGACGAAAAUACACUGCUGCGGGAAGCCAAAGACAUCAACCUGGAAAAGGUUCAGCAGGCCAUCAAACAGAAUGGGCUGAUGUCUGGCCUGAUGCAGAUUCUCCUGCUCAAAGUUUCAGCUCACAUCACGGAGCAACUGGGCAUGGCUCCUGGAGGAGAGUUUAGGGAGGCAUUCAAAGAGGCUGGACGGGUGCCGUUCUGUAAAUUUCACCUUGGGGACAGGCCGAUUCCUGUGACGUUCAAGAGAGCCAUUGCUGCUCUCAGUCUGUGGCAGAAGGCCCGUCUGGCAUGGGGUCUUUGCUUUCUGUCAGACCCAAUCAGUAAAGAGGACGUGGAGAAGUGCAAACAGAAGGACCUGCUGGAGCAGACCAUGUCAGAGAUGAUCGGCGAGUUUCCUGCUCUCCACCAGACCAUCGUGGCUGAAAGAGACAUCUACCUCACACACACGCUCCGCCAGGCUACACGCUGCGUGGAGUCCCCCCCUGAUGCCCAGAAAGUGCCUGCUGUGGUGGUGGGAGUUGUAGGGAUGGGCCACGUCCCUGGCAUAGAAAGAAACUGGGAGAAGCAGCUCAACAUUAAUGAAAUCAUUAGUGUUGCACCUCCCUCGCGUUUCAGCUGGGUGUUGCACACAGUCAUAAAGGGUGUCAUGAUGGGAAUGCUGGGAUACGCCUGCUACCGUGUUGGAGGGAGUUUAGGUAGAGUCGUGCUGUCCUUACCUGCGGUCCAAUCUUUACUGGAGACUCUGCGGUCACCCCCUGCUUGAACCCACUGGUCUUCUCUGAGCCAUCAGUGACGCGACCUUUUGAUCUAUUAAAACAAUGCAUCGAUCACCAGUGGCCUUAAAAACAGGAGGUGAGGCUGGAGGAAAGGUUUCACCAGCCCACACUAUGAACUAAGAAGGACCUCAGGGGGUUAAAAGCCUCCCACCUCGUAUUGAUGUCCCUGUGGACACAGCAGGGCUGUACUGCCAAAGAAACCGCGACAGUACUUUUUCUUUUCUUUAAUAUUUUGUGCAAAUCCCGCAUUUUGUAAGGUUUACAAAUGCCUAUAAUUUGAAUAGAUUUACAUUCCCCCCUCCAUUUCGUUAAAUUACGUACACUCAGAGUUUUUAUUUGUAUCAUCGGAAUCCUCUUCAGUCAUCUGCCCUGAUAUGACUUAGCCAUUUUCCAAGAGGCACAUUUUUCUAAUACUCUUUCCUUAUUCCUUCCUCCUCUCUGGUGCCAACCAGCAUUUUUUGUAAUUGGCCAAUUCCAAAUCCAGCUGUUUGUCAGAGACUGGUAGAGUUGUGUACUCUACAUGCAGCCUAUGGAAUGGAAAAUAAAGUAAGUCAGUCAGUCAGUCAUAACUAUAAUUACAGUAACAAAUUACAAAAAUAUAAACCAGGAAAACUUUUCAUUUGCAUAGUUGGUGCAUGUGUAAGGUAAAUGUGAAUCAGUAGGCUGACCAUUAUUUUCUUAAUUCUUGAAAAAUCUACUAUUUGAAAUGUAUAUUAUUCAAAAUUCACAUACAGGAUUAGCAUAAGACAAAAUAUACUUAUUUCCCACGUGCACGGUCCUGCCCACAUCAACAGACAAGUGCCUCAUAUUACAGCAGUUAAGGGCUAAUGGUGGACUGAAUGAAAUGGGGAUCUGUGUUAUAUGCAUCUUAUACGUACUACAACCAAAUGGUCAAUGCAAGUUUCUAAUAUACUGUCUUUAUGAAAUUAUAUGAUAGGCGUAUUUUAUAAAUACUGAUGCCAUCAAUAUAGACUUUCUAGUUUGUGUUUGUCUUGGCUGCAGUUGAAACGGUUCCAUGGCCCAUUCAUUUUAGUCACCAUACAUUCAACAGGGACCUGACGCCGGACGAGCUUAACUGUGCCGAAGGACGAGCAAUGCAUUAAUCUGGUGAUUUGUAUUUUAAUUUACCUCCACUAUGAGGCACUCAUACAUAUUGGCUUGAACUAGCUCCAUCUCUAGAAUAAGGGUUCAUACAUGACACAAGAAUAUGCAUCAUAUACGGAAAGCCAUCUUUAAAAACGUCAUUCAGCACACCAGCUGUUUGUACUUUUAUGAUAUAUGCAUUAAUCGCAACAUGGGAAUGGGGAUUGAGGUGAUAAAAAAAAAAAAAAAUUUCAUUAGUUUGUUUCCCUCAACUUAAGGAUUGGACUUGACUGUAAUGAUUUCUAAGAGGGAUUCCCAUGGAGGGAAAUGUGUUGACUUGUUAUGACUACUGUGAAGGAAAGUGACAGUUUAGAUUGGUCAGUGUUGGGAGGUAAAGCCUUACACUGUUAUCACUGCUGCCUUUGACCCUGAGAUUGCCUCCUAUGCUGAAGCUUGUUAUCACCAACACUGACCUGUGGCCAUAGUAUAGAGCUUCUCAUUGCACGUGUACAAAUUGGCUAGAUGACAUUUCUGGAAUUUUAUGUGGGAGAUUAUCUAAAUAAAUCCAACAGUCUGAACCAGCUA
This is a messenger RNA of Micropterus salmoides (largemouth bass), 2883 nucleotides long. It is a transcript of the gene trabd, whose product is annotated as TraB domain containing. The transcript has 10 exons. Bases 111 to 1202 code for a protein of 363 amino acids. The record is from RefSeq and is a predicted model, not a curated record. Lineage: Eukaryota; Metazoa; Chordata; Actinopteri; Centrarchiformes; Centrarchidae.